ACAUUCAGUAUCGUUUUUACAUGCUGUGCGGUUUCAAGUUCGUUGUGUGUGUAUAUAUAUAUAUUUAUUUUUCAAAAAAUUGUAAAGAUAUCUGGGUCGAAAAAACGAAAUACAAAUAACGUGGUUAAAAAAAAAAUCGAAUAGAACUCGGCCAACUUCCUGACCUUUGACCUCGAAAUGGAGGCGAUCAGGGGAUUAUACCAGCCGCAGGAGCAGCAGGAGCAAUCUGAGUUGAACGAUAAUAACUUCCCCGAUAAUGAUGGAAACGAGGAGGCUGUGCCUCUUGAGCUCUUGAAUCACGCCGAGACCCGUGGCAGUGGUGGCUCUAAUAAUUUUUCUGACAGUCAUGAACCGGUGCAGAGUCGCACCUGUUGGAUUUGCUUUGCCACCGAUGAUGAUAAUCGUCAUGCCGUGUGGCUGCAGCCGUGCAAAUGCCGUGGUACCACCAAAUGGGUUCACCAGAGUUGCCUCUAUCGUUGGAUCGAUGAGAAACAGAAUGGCAAUCAUCUCCGUGCCGUUGUCUGUCAGCAGUGCCAGACGGAAUAUAUCAUCAAGUUUCCCAAAAUGAACAAACUAGCCACUGCCCUGGAGUGUAUUGAUUAUGCAGUUUGCCGAAUUUGUCCCUAUCUCACAGCUGGUGUAUUCUUUGGCUGCGUUUAUUGGGCAGCGCUCACAUAUGGAGCUUUUACUGUAGUACAGAUCAUGGGCCAAAAACGUGGCAUUGAGCUCAUCGAGGACUGGUGUCCCUAUGUGUUUAUAAUUCUCCCUGGCAUACCGACGGUCCUGAUCUUGUCCCGUUUCGUUCGCUGGGAGAAUUUCGUCCUGCGGAUCAUGAGAAGCAGGUACAACUUCCUCCGGAAGCUCCCCCUGUUGCAUUGGAGCGGGGAACCAGAAGUUGAGAACAGAGGCGGCAGCUCCGAGGGAUUACCCCCCGUCGAGAUAAAUCCCUUUGCGGAUCCCCUUAAUAUCGAUAGACUUUUUUGCGGUGCCGUGCUCCUGCCCACAAUUGCCACCUUUGUGGGCAGUUUGCUUUUCUAUCGCUAUGAGGAUCCGGUGCAACGCACCCUUCUCGGUGGCAUCACCUACAUUGUGGCCAAGGGUUUGCUAAAGAUCUAUCUUCGGCAGAAGCUGUACAUUCGCAAUCGUCGCCUUCGCAUCCUUGACUACACCGAUGAGAAUGUGCGACUCCAUAUGGGCGGUCAGAUUCGAGAGGCACCCGCCCAGGAUCAAAAUCGAAAUAAUGUACGUGUAAAUGCUGGCUUUGUUGAAUACUACGAUUCGAGUGAAAAUUCUGGAGAUAACGAAAUGGACAAUGGGACAACUCCAAAUGCGGAUGGGCAUCAGGCAGAAACCAGUGCUCCCCAGCCGAACCAGGACUAUUACAGUGUCUCAAUUGGAGAAGAUGAUACUUAGUCUCCUUGUGGAUCCAAGGAGCAGGAUAAUACUCAAAAACAUGUCUUUAUUUUUGGUAACCCACAGAACUAAAUUCAUUAAGGAAGCAUAUGAAUAUAUAUAUAUUUUUUUGGACACAAGUCAUGGAGAUACUACACAGGAAGACAAAUCGUUUACCUUGUUUGCACAAUUAAUGGAAUCAAUCACAUUCAUAUACUUUCAAAUCAAAUUUAUACAAUUUAGAAAAUGAUUCAAGAAAGAAGAUGCAGUACUAAGGAAUAUAAUAAAUUACUUGUUUUUUUUUU
Molecule: messenger RNA, 1697 nt
Organism: Drosophila serrata
Lineage: Eukaryota; Metazoa; Arthropoda; Insecta; Diptera; Drosophilidae
Product: E3 ubiquitin-protein ligase MARCHF5
Molecular function (GO): zinc ion binding
Source: RefSeq, a predicted model, not a curated record